UAUCUUUCGAAGAGUCGCAAGAAACAAAUCACAAAAUGUUAUUUCUUAUAUAUUUGGUAAUUGCGAUAUCAGCUUUGGUGGUGUAUCUGCUGCACCGCAACAUGAACUACUGGAAGAGCCGGGGAAUAGCUCAAGAGCCCCCGCAUCCGAUUUAUGGAAAUUUGGUCGGAUUCAGAAAGAAUCGCAUAAUACAUAAUGCUUUGAACGAAUACUACAACAAAUUCCGAAAGACGGGUCACCCGUUUGUGGGUUUUAGCUUUAUUCAAAGGCAGAGCGCAUUCAUAAUGGAUAUCAAAUUGGCAAAGAAUAUUUUGAUUAAGGAUUUCACGAACUUUGCCGAUCGUGGACAGUUCCACAAUGAACGCGACGACCCACUCACUGGGCAUCUCUUCAAUUUGGAUGGCAAACGUUGGAGAGAGAUGCGACAGAAGCUUUCGCCCACUUUUACUUCUGGCAAGAUGAAGUUCAUGUUCCCGUCUGUUAUCAAAGUGUCCGAGGAAUUCGUUAAGGUUAUGCAGGAGGAAGUCCCAGCUAAGUCUGGAGGCGAUAUCAUCGAAAUUAAGGAUCUGAUGGCUCGGUUUACUACCGAUGUCAUAGGCACAUGUGCCUUUGGUAUUGAGUGCAACACCCUGCGCACACCCAUAUCUGACUUCCGAAAAAUGGGACAAAAGUCCUUCACUGAGAUGCGACAUGGAAUUUUCCUAACCGCAUUUAGCUUCAGUUUUCCCAAUGUCGCCCGAAAACUCCGUAUGCGGAUGAUUCCCGAAGAUGUUCACCAGUUCUUUAUGGGAUUGGUUCAGGAAACAAUAGCGUACAGAGAGAAGGAAAAAAUCAAGCGGAACGACUUUAUGGAGAUGCUCAUCGAGCUGAAGCAGAAGGGCAGCUUUACAAUGGACAACGGCGAAGUAGUCACAGGAUUGGACGUUGGUGAGCUGGCUGCCCAAGUCUUUGUCUUCUAUUUGGCGGGCUUUGAGACCUCCUCAUCAACCAUGACCUAUGGUCUAUAUGAGCUGGCCCAGCAUACCGAUAUUCAGGAUAAAUUAAGAGAAGAUAUUAAGGAUGUUCUGCAACAACAUGAUGGAAAACUGACCUACGAAAGCAUUAAAGCUAUGCGAUACUUGGAUCAAGUUAUUUCAGAAACUCUUCGCCUAUACACUAUUGUGCCUUUCCUCGAACGCAAGGCCCAGAAUGAUUAUGUUGUUCCUGGGCAUCCAAAAUACGUCAUAGAGAAGGGCACUCAGGUUAUAAUACCAGCUGCUGCCUACCAUAGGGACGAAGAUUUGUAUCCGGAUCCCGAGAAAUUCGAUCCGGACCGUUUCUCUGCCGAGCAAGUGGCAGCUCGUGACUCGGUUGAGUGGCUGCCAUUCGGCGAUGGUCCCAGAAAUUGUGUGGGCAUGCGUUUUGGCCAAAUGCAAACACGUAUUGGCCUGGCCCAGCUGAUAACGAACUUCAAGUUUUCGGUGUGUGACAAAACUGAUAUUCCGCUCAUCUAUGAUCCCAAAUCGUUUGUUCUGGGCACAAUCGGCGGCAUAUAUCUGCGUGUGGAGCGUGUUAAGAAUUGCGGGUUGGCUCGACUGCGCUCAGUGUUUGACCAGAAGCCAUUGAGAGCUGAACACAAAAUGUUGUUGUUUCUUGUAUAUUUGCUGAUCGGUUUAUCAGCUUUGGUUGCAUAUUUUUUGCACCACAACAUGAACUAUUGGAAGAUCCGCGGAAUACCCCAAGAUGCACCGCAUCCGCUCUAUGGAAAUCUGACUGGUUUCAGAAAGAAUCGUGUGCUUCACGAUAUUGUGGAGGAAUAUUACAACAAAUUCCGAAAGACGGGUCACCCGUUUGUGGGCUUCAACUUUCUGCAAAGGCGCAGUGCAUUCAUUAUGGAUAUCAAAUUGGCAAAGAAUGUUUUGAUUAAGGAUUUCACAAACUUUGCCGAUCGUGGACAGUUCCACAAUGAACGCGACGACCCACUCACUGGACAUCUCUUCAAUUUGGAUGGCAAACGUUGGAGGGAGAUGCGACAGAAGCUUUCGCCCACUUUUACUUCUGGCAAGAUGAAGUUCAUGUUCCCAACUGUCAUCAAAGUGUCCGAGGAAUUCGUUGAGGUUAUGCUGGAAGAAGUCCCAGCCGAAUCUGGAGGUGCUGUCAUUGAAAUCAAAGAUCUGAUGGCUCGGUUUACAACCGAUGUCAUAGGCACAUGUGCCUUUGGAAUUGAGUGCAAUACCCUGCGCACUCCCGAAACCGACUUCCGUAAAAUGGCACGUAAAGCCCUCGUCGAGUUGCGACACGGUCCGUUGCUGACGGCCUUCCACUUCAGUUUUCCCAAUUUGGCACGCAAACUGCGAAUGCGCAUGAUACCUGAUGAUGUUCAUGAGUUCUUUAUGGGACUGGUUCAGGAAACAAUAGCGUACAGAGAGAAGGAAAAUAUCAAGCGGAACGACUUUAUGGAGAUGCUCAUCGAGCUGAAGCAGAAGGGUAGCUUUACAAUGGACAACGGCGAAGUAGUCGCAGGAUUGGAUGUUGGUGAGCUUGCUGCCCAAGUCUUUGUCUUCUAUAUGGCCGGCUUCGAGACCUCUUCAUCAACCAUGAGCUAUUGUCUAUAUGAGCUGGCCCAGCAUAUCGAUAUUCAGGGCAGGUUAAGGGAAGACAUUCAAAAUAUUCUGCAGCAAUAUGAUGGUAAACUGACCUAUGAAAGUAUUUUAGCCAUGCGAUACUUGGAUCAGGUUAUUUCAGAAACCCUCCGCCUAUAUACUAUUGUGCCUUUUCUCGAACGCAAGGCUCUAAAUGAUUAUGUUGUUGCUGGACAUCCAAAAUACGUCAUAGAAAAGGGCACACAGGUCAUACUGCCUGCAGCUGCCUAUCAUCGGGAUGAAGACUUUUAUCCGGAUCCCGAGAAAUUCGAUCCGGACCGUUUCUCUGCCGAGCAAGUGGCAGCUCGUGACUCGGUUGAGUGGCUGCCAUUCGGCGAUGGUCCCAGAAAUUGUGUGGGAAUGCGUUUUGGCCAAAUGCAAACACGUGUUGGCCUGGCCCAGCUAAUAAGGAACUUUAAGUUUUCGGUGUGUGACAAAACUGAUAUACCGCUCAUCUAUGAUCCCAAAUCGUUUGUUCUGGGCACAAUCGGCGGCAUUUACCUGCGUGUUGAGCGAGUUUAGCUGGAAAUAUGUAAACUAGCUAAGCUCUGUGCUGUGUUUUCAAAUGC
Drosophila montana is the source of this 3190-nucleotide messenger RNA. RefSeq lists its product as uncharacterized. NCBI's taxonomy places the organism in Eukaryota, Metazoa, Arthropoda, Insecta, Diptera, Drosophilidae. The record is from RefSeq and is a predicted model, not a curated record. The coding region runs from base 36 to 3143 and encodes 1035 amino acids. The transcript has 4 exons. Gene Ontology annotation, molecular function: heme binding; monooxygenase activity; oxidoreductase activity, acting on paired donors, with incorporation or reduction of molecular oxygen.